GCAAAUGCAGAUGAACGAGUAUAAGUAUCAUUACUUCUUCACUAGUUUCGACAUCGAAACAUUCGAUCUGGAUGAUUUUAAAUAUAAUUUCGUAAAUAUUACCUCGUUUCGUCUAAUAGAUGUUGGCGAUGUGAGCGUGCGAAGUAUACUUAAGGGCAUGGAAGCGUACAACAGCCAAUAUAAAAACGAAUCAAUUUACCACAGGAAACUGCGUACAAUACAGACGGAACCAGCCUUAGUAUACGAUUCUGUUUACAUAUUCGCUAUAGGUUUAAAAACCUUGGAACAAUCACAUACUCUGCGUAUUUCGAACGCUUCAUGUGAGGAGGAAAUCCCAUGGGACGGAGGUUUAAGUUUGAUAAACUACAUAAACUCGGUGGAGUGGAGGGGUCUGACCGGUCCCAUACAAUUUAAAGAAGGUCGACGAGUUCAAUUUAAAUUGGAUCUAGUCAAGCUGCGGCAACAUUCCAUAGUUAAAGUGGGGGAAUGGUCUCCAGAGGCCCGCCUCAAUAUAACCGAGCCUUCAUUGUUUUUUGAUGCGGGUGCAUUGAAUGUUACGCUAGUUGUUAUUACAAUAUUGUUCUGUGCUAUCGGGGGAUCUUAUUAACAGCAUUACAAUCGCCACCAUGCUCAUCAGGAGCUAUUACUGAUUUAUAUGAUGUGAACGCGUCCUCGAAGUAGUUUGCGCCGAUCUGUGCCUUUCGUUUACUGGUUUUUGCCCACUUAUUGUCGUGUGUCUUGUUUGAUGGGUUUUGCGAUGACUUUUGUUUUAAUUGUUUUUUUGUACUUUUCCAUAGUGAAUAAUUUGUCUUUUGCUCAUGUGUUAAUUCUGUAGGUAAUCUGCGAUUGAACUGUUAUUGUAAUCUUAAUUUCGUCGCUAGGU
Anastrepha ludens (Mexican fruit fly) is the source of this 883-nucleotide messenger RNA. RefSeq names its product glutamate receptor ionotropic, kainate 1-like. The record is from RefSeq and is a predicted model, not a curated record. NCBI's taxonomy places the organism in Eukaryota, Metazoa, Arthropoda, Insecta, Diptera, Tephritidae. The transcript has 4 exons. Bases 5 to 607 code for a protein of 200 amino acids.